AUGGGUCAUCAUCUCCUCUGGAUUCAACCCGCCAAACUAGUCAUCGGACUUAAGGUUCUCUACGCCAUCGACCUCAUAAACAUUCUCGCUCUUAGCAUCCCCAAAUUAGCCAUUCUCUUUCUCUACAAACGACUAUUCAUCAUAUCCAAGCUGACAAACCAUGCGAUAAAAGGUGCAACAUAUGCAGUUUACUUCUUCAUCAUCGUUCUCGAAGCAAUAGCAAUUUUUCAGUGGCGUACCAAUCUCCGACGCUUUCAAAACAGGGCCGAGGAAUUCACAUCGAUGUAUCGACAAUACGGCUGUAUUGACCUGGGCAACCGUACCCAGUAUCAUGACUGA
This is a messenger RNA of Botrytis sinoallii, 339 nucleotides long. RefSeq lists its product as uncharacterized. The coding region runs from base 1 to 339 and encodes 112 amino acids. The transcript has a single exon. NCBI's taxonomy places the organism in Eukaryota, Fungi, Ascomycota, Leotiomycetes, Helotiales, Sclerotiniaceae. The record is from RefSeq and is a predicted model, not a curated record.